Molecule: messenger RNA, 2006 nt
Organism: Nelumbo nucifera (sacred lotus)
Lineage: Eukaryota; Viridiplantae; Streptophyta; Magnoliopsida; Proteales; Nelumbonaceae
Product: cytosolic enolase 3-like
Biological process (GO): glycolytic process
Cellular component (GO): phosphopyruvate hydratase complex
Molecular function (GO): magnesium ion binding; phosphopyruvate hydratase activity
Source: RefSeq, a predicted model, not a curated record
GUGCCAAGUUUUCCCGCAUGUUAAACCAUGCAACGAGAGGUUUCCAUAGCGUAUAAUACACCCCCAACUCCCUAAGCAACUGCUUCGCGAGACUACAGUCGUUCCAAAGGGAUCUGCUCGAGUUUUCCUUGCUAGGGAGAUCUAGGGAACCAAAAUUCAUACGUUUUACAGAGAAGCUAUGUGCACAUAUUCGGACUAGUCAUUGAAUGUAGUAGAGCAGAAUUCGCCGGAUUUAAGUUCACUUUUAUAGUUCUGGAGGUAUUAAUUUGUCUUCUUAUACGAACUGUACAACCCCUUUUGAACGGGAAGUGGCAAUGUCUGUGCAAGAAUUCUUGGAUAAUCACAUGCUUUCUAGGAAAAUCGAGGAUGCUGUCAAUGCUGCUGUCAGGGCCAAGUCUCCCGAUCCAGUACUUUUCAUCUCAAAUCAUAUCAAGAAAUCCGUUUCUUCUGUGAUAACGAAGAUUACAGCUAGGCAAGUUCUCGAUAGUAGAGGGAUUCCCACAAUUGAAGUUGAUUUGUACACAAAUAAAGGGAUGUUUCGAGCUUCAUCUCCUAGCGGGAAUUGUACUGGAAUCUAUGAAGCUGUUGAAUUACGUGAUGGAGAUAAGGGAAGAUAUCUUGGGAAAGGUGUUUCUAGAGCUGUUAAGAAUGUCAAUGAGAGAAUAUCUGAAGCCUUGAUUGGUAUGGAUCCAACACUGCAGUCCCAAAUUGAUCAGGUCAUGUUAGACUUGGAUAAAACUGAAAAUAAGGUUGAACUUGGAGCAAAUGCCAUAUUAGCUGUUUCAAUUGCUGCUUGCAAAGCUGGUGCUGCUGAAAAGGAGGUUCCGCUUUACAAACAUAUUGCUGAGCUUUCUGGUAAAACUAGCACGGUUCUUCCUGUUCCUUCCUUCACUGUUAUAAGUGGUGGAGCACAUGCUGGGAAUAAUCUUGCCGUUCAAGAAAUUAUGAUCCUUCCUGUUGGGGCAAACACAUUUGAGGAGGCAAUGCAAAUGGGCUCUGAGACCUAUCACCAAUUAAAGGCAAUUAUUACUGAAAAAUAUGGCACAUCUGGAUGCAAUGUUGGCGAAGAUGGUGGAUUUGCUCCCAAUAUCUCCAGUUUCAAAGAAGGCUUGGAUCUUGUUAAAGAAGCAAUAGACCAAACAGGAUACAAUGGAAAAAUCAAGAUAGCAAUGGAUGUUGCUGCAACUAAUUUCUGCUUAGGAACCAAGUAUGACCUGGACUUCAAAUCCCCAAACAAGUCAGGACAGAAUUUCAGGACAGGAGAAGAAAUGAUUGAGAUGUAUGUACAACUCUGUGCAGCAGACUAUCCUAUUGUAUCAAUUGAGCAGCCAUUUGACAAGGAGGAUUGGGAAAAUACCAAGCUAUUAUCUGCGCAUGGGAUUUGCCAGGUGGUAGGAGAUGACUUACUGAUGUUAAAUCCAAAGUGUAUCGAGAGAGCAAUAAAUGAAUCCACCUGCAAUGCCCUUCUUCUCAAGAUGAAUCAGAUUGGAACUGUAACAGAAGCAAUCAAAGCUGUGAAGUUGGCAAAGGAUGCUCAUUGGGGAGUUGUGACCUCCCAUAGAUGUGGAGAGACAGAAGAUUCCUUUAUAGCUGAUUUAGCUGUUGGCCUGGCUACUGGUCAGAUCAAGGCAGGUGCCCCUUGCCGGGGAGAGCGGCUUGUCAAGUACAACCAGUUGCUUCGAAUUGAAGAAGAGCUUGGAGAACGAGCAGUUUAUGCUGGUCUUAAUUGGAGAUUGCCAUGAUCUUUCCUUUCAGGUUUUUCCCUUUCAUUUUUCUUCUAUAUACCUGUGUAGUAAAUCUGAGAGUAACUAGCUGUAACGGCAUGCUAGUACAAGCUUUCAAUAAUUUUUAAUUUUUUUUCCUGUUAUGGUGUUUGUAGUUCCUGUGUGACAGUGGGAACUCACAAGACAAUGUUUUAUUGGUUUAUUCUAUAAUUCGUACCACUGCUAGAAAUAAAUCUUUUCUCUAAUGGAAGAAAUAGAAAUCCUUGUUUAACUGGUUUGAAA